CCAUACCAAAACAAAUUAACAACGAAACGGCGACUCGGCCAUCGUAGCAGCUAUCGGCGCAUGCAACAGAUCGUACGUCGUGCGAUACUACGACAAUACGCCGAUUUCCGACAUUGGUAAAAUCGUAUAAUUCGUAUUGCUUGAAACAGAAUGGGAAUUUGAAUUUCAACUACUUACACGGAUUGGGCGUGUUCGUUGUUCGAGCGAUCAGAUUUCAGUCAUUUUAGUACACUUGUUUAUGAUUUCAGUUGGCUAAGCUGCUACACAGUCUCCAGCGUCCACAACAAAGAGGUUCAACAAAUAGCUGCCUAACUGCUUGGCGCGCUUGCGUUGUCGCCAGUCGUCAUUGUUCGAACAUUCUGUUCGAGGGACGUCUAUAUCCUUGUUUAAGAUCUGUUCAUAAUCUAUCCACCAUUUUGCCAUCAUGUCUGAUGACCGGUCCAGAAACUAUAAUGAAUAUGAGCAUGCACCAAGUACUUCGGGUGUCAACACACGCCACAGCAACUCACCUGAAAUAUUUAAUCGUGGUUCUAUCAACAGAUUAGACUCAACAAAUGACAAAAUCCAAGAAAUUGCAAGACGCAGUGUUACGCCGUCAAACACAACUAAGACAAAUAAGAAAAAAACUUCAAAAUCUGAUUCAAAUUCAUCCGGGAUUAAAGUUAUUAGAUGUUCUGAACAAAGUCCCAACAAUGUUGAUGCCGCUAUAUCCAAUGCAGAAAAUGUUUUAAAAAGUAAUGAAAUGAGUCCAAUAGAUCGAAAUACUAUGUUAAAAAAUCUUUGCCUAUCAGAAACUGUUAGAGUAGUUAGUAAAAAUAUUGUUCUUGCAGGUAGUAAAAAAAAAGGAAACAAAUCAAGAGAUGAAAACACUUCAAUCAGAAAAAAUACUCAUAAAGUUACAAGUCGUAUAGUAAACUAUGGUAGUUCAAGUAGCAGAAUGGAAACUGAUAUUGAUAUGGACACGGGCAACACAAAUAUUAACUCUUCUGUUGACAUCGGGGAAGAGUCUACUGAUAGUUUGGAUUCCACUUCAACAACUACUGUGGUUCCUAAGUUGGUAAUAUCAACUCCCAAAACUAAAAAUAGAGUAAAAAGAAAUUCUAAUAGUUUAUUAUCUUCUAAUUCUUUCUGUGAUUUUAUACUAACAAAAUCUGAAGAUACUGCAUCUAUAACAUUUCCGUCUAUUUUAGAAAAUUGUGAUCCAGCAUAUAAAUACGUAGUUUCUGAUAGAAGAAUACAAGAUUUUAUAAAAAAUGCAAAAAUGAUGGAACCUGAUAAUGUUCUGCAUGCCUUUGACCCAACAGAAAUAGAGGAAAUUAUUAAUGAUGAAAUAAUUUUAGGUACGCACUACUAUUUAGUGAAGUGGAAAAAAUGGUCUAGAGGAUUUAAUACAUGGGAACGUUACGGUGCUCUAUAUAAUUCACAAAAACUCUUACUUAAAUAUAUUGAAAAUAAAAAGACUGAUGAACAUACAAAUAGAUCUAAAUAUGUAAAUGGAAUUGAACUUAUGAUGUCUAGAAAAAUUAUUUCCAUGAUAUUUGAUUUAUUCAGAACUGAGACUGGCUUAUGUCUGCCAGGAAUUUUACCUGAAGUUUUAACUGGUGUGCUUAAUAGUCACGAUGAUGGUCCUAUUCGAAAACAAACAUUAAAACUUCAUACCCUACAAAAUUAUUUGACUACAAUUUCUUUGGGUCACUUUAGACAACAACAGUUGAUCAAACUCCAAAAGUGGGAAUUUGACAUUAAUUCAGUAACUCCAGGUUAUCAAAUUAAAGUAGAAAAUAACAUAGACCUUGAAGGACCACCAGAUUUAUUUGCAUACAUUACGAAUUAUAUUCCUCAAACAAACAUUAUUAUACCAGAUGAUCCGCCUAUUGGAUGUUCUUGUAGAAGAAAUUGUCAAUCUCCUGAAGAGUGUUGCUAUGAAAUGUCUGGUUGUUUAAAAGCCUAUGAUAAGAAUAAGAAUAUAGUGGUACCUCCUGGUAAUCCAGUAUUUGAAUGUAAUAAAAAAUGUAUAUGUACAAAUGCUUGCUCUAAUAGGGUGGUCCAACUUGGUAGCAAUGUAAAUAUUUGUAUUUAUAAGACAAGAAAAUAUGGCUGGGGUAUCAAAUCUUCCCAAGACAUUCCAAAAGGACAAUUUGUUGGUAAAUAUAUUGGUGAAAUUAUCACAGUUGAAGAAUCUGAACAACGUUUAAAAAAGGGGUCGUCUCUAUUGGACAAUAUGUGGAGCUUGGACUUUGAUGAUUCACAAAACUAUAAAUAUAUCAUUGAUGGAACACAUUUUGCAAAUUUCACUUAUUUUAUAAAUCAUUCAUGUGAUGCGAACUUAAACGUUUAUGCUGUAUGGAUUAAUUGCCUUGAUAGAAAUCUUCCAGAGUUGGCCUUAUUUGCUAGUAGAGAUAUUUCGGCUGGUGAACAGCUUACAACUGAUUAUUUUUCUCGGGGUAAUCAAGAUUCUUUGAAAAAAAAUGGCACUAAAUGUCAAUGUGAUAUGAAAAACUGCCAAGGGUAUUAUUUUUAAGUUUAAAAUUAAAUUUUUAUGAUAAGUUGAUCAUUCAAAACGUAUUUAGCAAUUAACCUAUCCUUUAUAUUUAUUAUAAGUUUAAUACUUAAUGAUAUAUUUUAUUGAUAAGAUUAAGUUAUAGAGUAUAGAUUUAAUUGUAUUUUCGUACUGAUUAUAUUUUACAAAUUUAUGUAGAACAUUUAAUGUAAUCGAUAAUAAUGUUGUAUAAUUUGACUCUAUAAUAUAUUUUAGUUAUUAAACUAAGAACUUCAAACCCUCAUUUUUAAUAACCUCACUUUGUUUACUUUAAAUUUUUAAGGCCAAAAUAAUUAAUAUUAUUAUUCACAAUCUAUAUUCUUUUUUUUUUUUUUAAUUGUUAAAGGCAUCAACUACAAGGUUAUUAGCCUGCGUUACAUAUAUUAAAUUACAUAGAUUACUUAUUACUAUUAUAUUUAUACAUUUUAAAUAAGAUGACACAGUUCAGUUUCAUUUAUGAAUUUGAUUAUUUUCUUGGAUGUCUCAGGAGUGGGUGAAAGUAUCUCGUAUAGUAGUUCCUUAAAAAACCUGUAGUUCCUGUUGGAUGCGCAUUUCAUUGAACUGGCGACAUUCGAGGAGGAUGUGUUUGACUGUAAUUAUUGUUCCUCAAGUAGUGCAUAAUGGAGGAUCUUCUUUGGCCAUAAGGUAUCCGUGUGACAUACGGGUGUGGUCUAUUCGUUGGCGGACAAGAAUAACCUCAUCCCUUCUGGAAUCUAUAUUCUAUACAAAUACUUUUACUAAUUAUUUUUAAAGAUGUUCAGUAAAUUAAUACAUUAAUUAUAGUUUUAUACAGUUACUUAAUAUUGUUUUUAUUUUUUGUGUAUACAUUUUAUAAUAGAAAUAAAGCUUUGAUCUUCAACUUCAA
Molecule: messenger RNA, 3404 nt
Organism: Metopolophium dirhodum (rose-grain aphid)
Lineage: Eukaryota; Metazoa; Arthropoda; Insecta; Hemiptera; Aphididae
Product: histone-lysine N-methyltransferase SUV39H2-like
Exons: 4
Coding region: 425-2521 (698 amino acids)
Cellular component (GO): nucleus
Molecular function (GO): protein binding; histone H3K9 methyltransferase activity; zinc ion binding
Source: RefSeq, a predicted model, not a curated record